This is a messenger RNA of Striga hermonthica, 1179 nucleotides long. NCBI's taxonomy places the organism in Eukaryota, Viridiplantae, Streptophyta, Magnoliopsida, Lamiales, Orobanchaceae. The record is from the annotation of a GenBank genome assembly.
AUGAGUGCUGGCUGCAAAUGGCAGUGGCUUUUUGUCUCCAUUACAUUGGCAUUUGUUUCUAUCUCCUCAACUACCGCCAUUUCUCUCUAUUUUUGGAGGAGAAAAUCGAAGUCGAUUUUAGGGGAUGAGAAAUCAAGCAAGAAAAUUGAGGAACUUGAAGCCUCCUUAAAGAGUGCCUUGCAAAAAUGUGCUGCGGAAAGAAAAGGUCGAAUUAGGGCUCAACAGGCUUUGAGGGAAUCACUGAGAAAGCCCGAUAGUGAUAAGGUUGAAUCAUGUUCAUAUCCCAUGGCACCUAUUGCUGUCGUUCGCUCAUGUUUUUCGACACGGAAUGGAACUCCAAGACAGCCUUUGCUUGUACCCUUAGCAAAAGCAUCCUUGUUUUUUGAUUCUGCUCGUGUCCCUCAAGCAUCUCUUGAAGGCCUAGAAGAGUAUUCACACUGCUGGAUUCUAUAUGUUUUCCAUUUGAAUACGGAUCUUGAAAAGUUAUGGAAACACCCAUCACAAUCUAAAUUUAAGGCAAAGGUAAGGGUACCAAGACUCAAAGGUGAAAGAGUUGGAGUCUUUGCUACAAGAUCUCCUCAUCGUCUGUGCCCCAUUGGAUUGACUGUAGCUAAGAUUGAGGCAGUACAUGGGCAUACGGUCUUACUCUCUGGUGUGGAUCUGGUUGAUGGAACUCCUGUUCUGGACAUCAAACCUUAUUUGCCGUACUGUGACAACAUUCAAAGAGCGAUGGUACCUGACUGGGUGAAGGUGGACAAUAUGUUGGCUGUAGCUUCUGUCGACUUCUCUGAAAGCUUUUUUUCCAGCAUAGUUGAUUGUUGGCCAUUGUUGGAUAAGAAGUCACUUUAUGCUUCACCCCAUGAAUUCCAGUGCUUGAUAAGGCAGGUGCUCUCAUGGGACAUACGGUCUGUGUCCCAAAGAACCCGUCCUCAUCAGCCCACAGCAAAAGCUGAAGCCGAAACUAUGAGCUAUGCUGAUGAUGAUGAUACUGAGAAGAUAGUAAAUCGGUUGGAUAACAAUUCCCAAGAAGAUAAAGCUUCGGAAAAUAGAGUAGGUGAGCUUGUUCUCUCUCCAACGAGCGAUGAUGUUGUUUAUCACCUUAUAUUGGAAGGCCUCAAUGUUUCGUACAGAAUUGAUUCCACUUCCAAUGUUCUUGUCGAGAAAGUUAGUAUUGCUUGA